AUGUGCCCGUGCAGAGAGUCUACGGAUGUCGUGAGUGGAAGCAGACAAAAGCUCCGUGUGCGGUCUACUGACUUUCCAGCAGCCCAUAUCAAGAAUCUCCUUGCGGCUGCAGGAGACAAAGCAAUAGACGGAUAUACCAAGCUCAUCACAACACUACAAAAGGAAGGCAAUGUAACAGAUCGGAUCACAAAAGGGCCGAGCGGUAUUUCAACAUGCGGGCAUGUGACAUAUCUGUGCCUGCAAUGCCCGACUGUCAGCGCGUCCAAAGAGAAGCAUCGCCCGGGCCACAACUUCGCCGUCGAGUCUUCCAAUGGCUUCGUGCUGUGCUACGACUGCAAAGACUUCGUCUACGAUCCGACUUUCGAAGAGAUUCGAGCGCCGAACACUAAGAAGAGAAAGUACUCAACAUCCGUGGCGGACGGCGACAGGAAGCUCAUGGCCAAUAACGCUGUCGUGACUCCUUGUGCAGCCACUGGCUUGCGCGGACUCUACAACAUGGGACAGACCUGCUUCAUGUCCGUCAUAUUGCAGUCUCUAAUCCACAACCCAUUCAUUCGUACAUUCUACCUCGCCGAAGGACACCGCUCCACCGAUUGCGAACGAGAGGCAUGCACAUCAUGUGCGCUUGACGACAUGUUUAUCGAUUUCUACGCGCAAGAGAAGCACGAAGGCUACGGGGCGGUGCACAUGCUGCAGGGAUGCUGGAAGGGCGGCGGAGGACUGGCAGGGUACAGUCAGCAAGAUGCGCACGAAUACCUGGGAUUUAUAUUGAACAGUCUACAUGAGGCAAACAUUGACGAAGAUGACGAGCGACCUGCGGAGCAGAAAGAGAAGGAUUGCGAAUGUGUGAUACACCAGACGUUUGGAGGUCUGCUCAGAAGCACAGUCACAUGUGCGACGUGCAACAAUGUCACGACAUCGCUGGAUCCCUUUAUGGACCUCAGUCUGGACGUCAAGAAUGCUGGAUUCAGCAUUAAGAAGAAGAAGCUGGCCAUGAUCAAUGGGACGCAGACCGUUAAGGAAGCUCUGCCCAUGGAUCUCACCGAAUGCCUAGAACGCUUCACAAGUGUGGAGUCGCUAUCUACGGACAGCUACUUUUGCCGCAAGUGCGAGGCGUCUCGAGAAGCCAAGAAGAAGCUCACAAUCGCGCGUCUGCCGCCUGUCGUCCCAAUACAUCUCAAGCGAUUUUCACAUUCCCAGAAGAGCUCACAGAGCAACAAAAACAAGCUGAAAGGCGACGCCGAACCGCAAGAACCGAUCUACGAACUUUCAUCCGUCAUUGUGCACAAAGGCAAGAUUGACAACGGGCAUUAUAUAUCGUACUCUCGUCAGGGCGCAGAGUGGUUUCGAUUUGAUGACAGCAUGGUUGUGCAAGUCGAUGAGAAAGAAGUCCUUGGUGCAGAGGCAUACAUGUUAUUCUACGUUGUUUCGGAGUUUUGA
Molecule: messenger RNA, 1440 nt
Organism: Zymoseptoria tritici IPO323
Lineage: Eukaryota; Fungi; Ascomycota; Dothideomycetes; Mycosphaerellales; Mycosphaerellaceae
Exons: 3
Coding region: 1-1440 (479 amino acids)
Biological process (GO): protein deubiquitination
Molecular function (GO): cysteine-type deubiquitinase activity
Source: RefSeq, a predicted model, not a curated record